Molecule: messenger RNA, 5663 nt
Organism: Girardinichthys multiradiatus
Lineage: Eukaryota; Metazoa; Chordata; Actinopteri; Cyprinodontiformes; Goodeidae
Gene: zeb1b
Product: zinc finger E-box binding homeobox 1b
Exons: 8
Coding region: 102-3335 (1077 amino acids)
Biological process (GO): anatomical structure development; regulation of transcription by RNA polymerase II
Molecular function (GO): DNA-binding transcription factor activity, RNA polymerase II-specific; RNA polymerase II cis-regulatory region sequence-specific DNA binding
Source: RefSeq, a predicted model, not a curated record
AGGUAAAGGGAGAGAGGGAGGUGGUGGUGGAGGAGGAGGAGGGGGAGAAGGGUGAGAGAGGAGGUGACUCUCCGGCAGCAUUUAGACACAACGAAAGGAUCAUGGCGGAUGGCCCCAGGUGUAAGCGCAGAAAGCAGGCGAACCCGAGGAGGACCAACGUGACCAACUACAACAAUGUGCCGGAGGCGGGCUCAGACUCAGACGAUGAGGACAAGCUGCACAUCGUGGAGGAGGAAGGCAGCCUGGCAGACGGGGCAGACUGUGACAGCACCCUGCCGGACGAUGAGCACCCGAGCGUGCCCAGCUGGGACCCAGUGAAGGAGGACUGUGCUUCAGAUGGCGAUGAUGACGUGAGUACGGAUGCCCUGGUAGAGGAGAUGCUCCAACAAGGAGACACGGCCAUCAUCUACCCAGAGGCCCCAGAUGAUGACCUUCAGCGUCAGGGCACCCCUGAUGCCAGCGUCCAUGAUGAGAACGGAACCCCUGAUUCGUUCUCCCAGCUGCUCACAUGCCCGUACUGUGCACGGGGCUACAAGCGUUACAGCUCCCUGAAGGAGCACAUCAAGUACCGGCACGAGAAGACAGAAGAGAGCUUCAGCUGCCCAGAGUGCAGCUACAGUUUCGCAUACCGUGCUCAAUUAGAGCGGCAUAUGAGCGUUCAUAAGGGAGGACGGGAUCAGAGGCACAUCACGCAGUCCGGAGGCAACCGGAAAUUCAAGUGCCCUGAAUGCGGCAAAGCAUUCAAGUACAAGCACCAUCUGAAAGAGCACCUCCGCAUUCACAGUGGAGAGAAACCUUAUGAGUGCUCCCACUGCAAGAAGCGCUUCUCCCACUCAGGCUCGUAUAGUUCCCAUAUCAGCAGUAAGAAGUGCAUCAGCGUCAUCUCAGUGAACAACAGACAGCGCUUGGGGAGCACCAGAAACCAGGCCCAGGGUUCAUCACCAGGGCUGCCCACGUCCCCUUCACUCCACUGCGGGCAGACUAGGGAGAAACUGGAGCACAGCAAGCCUCUCCAAGAGCAGCUGCCCCUCAACCAGAUCAAGACGGAGCCUGUGGACUACGAGUACAAGCCGGCGGUAAUAACACCUCCCGCCAUGACCGCUAUUAAUGGCGGGGUGUUCAAUGGAGGUGCUGCUGCCCCUCUGCAGGGUACUGUACAGGCGGUUGUCCUGCCAACAGUGGGGCUGGUGUCCCCCAUUAGCAUCAACCUGGCAGACCUGCAGAACGCCCUGAAGGUGGCCGUGGACGGUAACGUUAUACGGCAGGUUCUGGAAAACAAUGCCAAAGGCCAGGUAAACUCAGGCCUCAUCACUGGAAUGCUGCACCCCCCACAGCAGCAGCUCAUCUCAGCCAUCAGUCUACCAAUUGUGGGGCAGGAUGGGAAUGCAAAACUUAUUAUAAACUACAGUUUGGACCCCAACCAGGGCCAGCUCACACCCCAUAACCUGAAGAAAGAGCCAGUGUCUCCGGCUCAGAGUGCUGCUGACUCUAUUAAGUCCCAGAAACUCCCUGAGGAUCUUUCAGUCAGAGGCAGCAGGGACCAUGAGACAAAGCAAAAAGAGGAAAAGACCACUAAAACCUGUCUCCUGUGUGAGAACUGUCCAGGUGGGCUGGAAGCAUUCCAUGCCCUCAAGCACUGCAAGAAAGAAGGUCUAAGAAUGAAUGGAGCAGGAAUAGAUAAAUCUGAGGCUGUUGCCACCUUGCUGUCAGAUGGAGGACUCUGCAACCACCCCAAGAACCUCAUGUCCCUUCUCAAGGCCUAUUUCGCCUUAAAUGCAGAGCCCUCCAAGGACGAGCUGGCUAAGAUCUCUGACUCAGUCAGUCUGCCGGUCCAUGUGGUAAAGAAGUGGUUUGACAAAAUGCAGCAGGGUCAGAUAUCCCUGGGUGCCCCAACACCUCCAUCAGAAGAGGAGGACUCGUGUGAAGCUCACAGUGUGGUAUCACUGGUCCCAGGGAAGGACGCAGUCACUAUAAGCAGUUCUGUGAACCAGGACAGCCCCACAGAGGCUACGCCAGCAGAGGUCAAUGGCACUCACAGCUCACCGGCCUCGCCCUUGCCACUAAACCUUACAGCCGGUGGAUCCACCCAAGCUGAUACCGCUGGGAGCACAGAGGGACCCCUGGACCUGUCGCUGCCAAAGCCAGCCAGAGAUGAAGCAGAGAGCACGGUGCCUGCAACCCAAGUUUACCUCUCUGCUUCCUCCUGCUCGACCAACAAGGAAGAACCUCUGAACUUAACCUGCACAAAGAAGGACACAUCGCCACUCUCAGGCAUGGGGGGCAGCCCCCUUGCACUGUAUGUCAACCAGCCAAGUGCCAAACCCCUUGAUAUCGUAACCACAAUGCAAUGCCUACAAGCACUAACCAACAACAGCAGCAAACAGACUAUCCUGAUCCCUCAGCUGGCCUACACAUACACCACUACAGCUAACAGCCCUGCAGGGACGGAGACGCACGAAACCAUCCACCUCAAUGGAAUCAAGGAGGAAAGGGUGGAUCUGGGCUCGGAGGGCUUCUCAGCCUUGGAUGAGCAGAACGACUCUGACUCUGGCCCAGCAAGGAAGAAGAUGAAGAAGACGGACAGCGGCAUGUAUGCCUGCGACCUGUGUGACAAGAUCUUCCAGAAGAGCAGCUCGCUGCUGAGACACAAAUAUGAACACACAGGGAAGCGACCUCACGAGUGCGGCAUCUGCAGCAAGGCCUUCAAACACAAACACCACUUGAUUGAACACAUGCGACUCCACUCGGGGGAGAAGCCGUACCAGUGUGACAAAUGCGGCAAGCGCUUCUCCCACUCUGGCUCCUACUCCCAACACAUGAACCACCGCUACUCGUACUGCAAGAAGGAGACACAGAGCCAAGCAGGAGGUCAGGAGAGCCCCGAGGAGGAUGGCGAGGUCCCGACAGAGAUGCAGAGGCAGGACACGGCCCCUUCCCUAGUGGAUUCAGAUGAGCGAGGGAGCAGCACCAGAGAAGAUGAGGAGAGUGAAGAAGAGGAGGAGGAGGGUGUGGUGGACAUAAAUGAUAUCCAGGUUGUGCAGAUAGAGGAUGAGGAGGAGGAGAAGAAAGAGGAGAGGAAUGAGGAGGAGAUAGAGAAAGACAGAGAAGAAGGAACAUUAGAAACAGAGGAGAAAGAGGAAGCUGAUACAAAGCAGGAGGAGGCACUGGAAGAGGAGGAAGUGAACAUCAAUAAAGAGGACGCGAUGAAUAUAGAGGGAGGUGCAACCAAGGAGGUUGUUGAGGAGGUUCAAGAGAAAAUUAGAAGUGAAACAAACAGGAGCGCAUUUUCUCAGGAUGAGAAGGAGACGCCAGAGGAGAAAGCAGACACAGACUGAAGUAGGAAGGAGGCUCCUCUGUGAGACAUAAUCAGACUCCUCCUCGCCCCACCCAGAGAAACAAUGUCUGCUCACUCUGACAGUUCACUACUGUGUAGAAAUCCAGGUGUGCCUGAAAAAAUACAAGUUACUUUUCCACAGAAGAGCCUUUCUCACUGUUUGAAGAAGCAUUUUUAAAACAAAAAGAAGAGGAAGAGAAAUUUUAAGGAAUGAAGGACAUGCAUUAUACAGACUUUGGAAGCUAGAGCCGACACGUUUUAGAUAAUGUUUUAUUACUAAAACACCUUGGGUCCUUUCUUUUUAUCAGUGUUACUAAUUUUAUCACUCAUAUUUUAACCUUUAAAAGCUGUACAGUUGGGAGAUAUUUCUAUAUCUUUUUAUUGCCAAUGAACAAAAAAGUCAGUAUUUUGUUAAGUUGGAAGGAAAAAAAGACAAAUCCUGUGCACUACAAGUGGCUUGGUUUACCUGAGGUUUGUUUUACCUGUCAGUAUUAUCGCGCUAUGCCAUCACGCUCACACAUGUUUAGCAUUACAGUUCUUAUUUCUGUUGUUUGGAUUGGACUGUGGGCCUUAAGAAGAAAAAUGAGCAAACACGUUUUAUAACCAGGCAGUGUUGAUGUUUUCAGAGAUGUGUGUUUCUUUAGUAAGACUUGGCUGAAUCAUGAUCUAUUCCAUAUCUGUCUGAUAAAUGUGAGCAAAACUAACAGGGUACCUGCAUUUUUCAUGGCAAAAUUCCAAACUUUUCCCAAAAAACUAUCCCCAGUCCUCUUUUGGCAUAUUUGUAUAAAUAUAAAAAUAUGAUAAGUACUUCAAUAUGAAACCUGCAGAAGUAGACUGCAAUGAGGACGGACGGAUAUGGAAAAUACUUCAGUCAACUUCCAGACGUUUCCAGAUGAAGGAACCCUGAACUAAAUCCACCAACCAGCAUCACUAAAAACCACUAAUAAACUUUUGGUUAAUUUGGACACUAAAACAGUUUGGCACAUAACCUAAAAACUGCAAAGCUCUUUUUUUUUUUUUUUUUUAACAUGUGUGUGCACAUUACAUAAGCAAGUUGCAGAUGCUAGGAGAUGCUAACAGGGGAGCCACAUUUAGGCUAGGUCCGGCACCGUGUUUCAAACAGCUAACUGGUAGUUCACAACAAGAAAAGCCAAAAUGUCUGCCUUGUUACCCACCACCUCUGAUCCCAUCCACAAACUUAGAGCCUUAUGCAAAAAUAAUUGUGAAAAAAUAAUAAGGAAACAUGCAUAUCAGAAGUGCCAUUGAAUAUAGCUGUUGAAGCUUACAGCUGAGAUCAACCAACGUCGGGUUCCGAUCAAACAAUAAACCGGAAUACUGUUGCAGAAAGAGUAGAGUUUAGCCUGCAAAUUCAUGCAUUAGACUUUAGAUUUACAUUUAUUUUUGUUUCGUAAUCUGAGCAACUAAGAAUCACCAAGCAUGUUGUUCUAAUGAAGAGGAUUGGUGGUUUAUGGUUACCUGCAUCCUGCCUUCCCUAAGCUUGUUCAGCGCACUUGUUUAACACAUCAUGAAGUCCUCAGAUGUCUCUUCAGGUAACAAAAUGAAGUUUAAUUUAACCCUGUUUGUACCUGUCAGUAUUAUUUCUGUCCCUGAUGUUGGUUUAUGUUCUGUUUCAGUGUGCGUACUGUACAUGUUUUACAGUGGCAGUAUUAUCCCAAACCCCCGACAAGAUGGGUAUGUCUGUUUAGUUAUAGAGAACUUUUAUAUUUAUGUCGGGUUUUUUUUUUGUUUGUUUGUUUUUUUACAUUUCUUUACGCUUAUUUAUUACACAAUGUAGUGUACAAUACUGUAGUUUGUAUUAAUGCGAUAAUAUAUUUUAGUAUGGGAAAAAGAAGAAAAGGCGAUUAACUGCAACUCUGGAAAACAAGACUCCGGCAUACUGAAGUAUGUUUUUUGAACAAAUGAUGUUUUUUCUCCUGGGGAUAAAAAGCUCUCACCAUGUAAGCCAGAACAUUUGGAACCUGUGACCUCUCUGCAUCUACUCUCAUGUUAGUUUUCUUCCCCCUCUCCUUAUAUGAAGCUACUGAACUUUGAAAACUAAUUGUAUGUCUAAUAGCAUGAGUGUGCGCUGUCGUAUUGAUUGAUGACCCUUAACCACAUAGACUGUUGUUUUUGCCAAACCAAAAUAAUAUUGCCGUAUGUUCUUAUGUUCUUAUUUGUGCCAAUUUGUUACUUUACAUCAGUGUCACAUUCAUACCCAGUUUUAUAUGCCUCUCCCCCUUUUAACACGCUCAUGUUUUUUAUAAUGGAUGUUUUAGUUUCUCUUUUUUUUUUAUGAUUCCCCAUCUCACAAUAAAAUGCAUCAAUUACA